Messenger RNA from Enhydra lutris kenyoni (northern sea otter), 2807 nucleotides. RefSeq names its product G protein subunit beta 4. Bases 94 to 1116 code for a protein of 340 amino acids. Gene Ontology annotation, molecular function: protein binding; signaling receptor complex adaptor activity. The record is from RefSeq and is a predicted model, not a curated record. The transcript is spliced from 10 exons. Gene Ontology annotation, cellular component: cytoplasm; heterotrimeric G-protein complex. Lineage: Eukaryota; Metazoa; Chordata; Mammalia; Carnivora; Mustelidae. Gene Ontology annotation, biological process: G protein-coupled receptor signaling pathway.
UCCCCGCGGACUCAGGCAGCGGCCGGUCGACGCGGACCUGAGCUCCCUCCAGUUGCUUCCACUUGCUGAUUUCUGAGGCAAAUAAGCAGAAGGAUGAGUGAGCUGGAGCAGUUGAGGCAGGAAGCUGAACAGCUACGGAAUCAGAUCCAGGAUGCUAGGAAAGCAUGUAAUGAUGCAACGCUUAUUCAGAUCACAUCAAAUAUGGAUUCUGUGGGCCGAAUACAAAUGCGAACGAGACGUACGUUGAGGGGUCACCUAGCUAAGAUCUAUGCUAUGCACUGGGGAUAUGAUUCAAGGCUACUAGUCAGUGCUUCCCAAGAUGGAAAAUUAAUUAUUUGGGAUAGCUAUACAACAAAUAAGAUGCAUGCUAUUCCUUUGAGAUCUUCCUGGGUGAUGACCUGUGCCUAUGCUCCGUCCGGUAAUUACGUCGCGUGUGGAGGGCUGGACAACAUCUGCUCUAUAUAUAACUUAAAAACCAGAGAGGGAAAUGUGAGAGUGAGCCGGGAGUUACCGGGUCACACAGGCUACUUGUCCUGCUGCCGAUUUCUAGAUGACAGCCAAAUCGUUACAAGUUCAGGAGACACAACUUGUGCUUUAUGGGACAUCGAAACUGCCCAACAGACCACCACUUUCACUGGGCAUUCUGGAGAUGUGAUGAGUCUUUCCCUGAGUCCUGACAUGAGGACUUUUGUUUCUGGUGCUUGUGAUGCUUCUUCCAAAUUGUGGGAUAUUCGAGAUGGAAUGUGCAGACAGUCUUUUACUGGACACGUGUCAGAUAUCAAUGCUGUCAGUUUUUUCCCAAACGGAUAUGCCUUUGCCACUGGCUCUGAUGAUGCCACGUGCCGGCUCUUUGACCUCCGUGCAGACCAGGAGUUACUGCUGUAUUCUCACGACAAUAUCAUCUGUGGGAUCACUUCUGUAGCCUUCUCAAAAAGUGGGCGCCUCCUGUUAGCUGGUUAUGAUGACUUCAACUGUAACGUGUGGGACACGCUAAAAGGAGAUCGUGCAGGUGUUCUUGCUGGUCAUGAUAACCGUGUCAGCUGUUUAGGUGUAACAGAUGAUGGCAUGGCUGUGGCAACAGGCUCUUGGGACAGUUUUCUUAGAAUCUGGAAUUAAUAGUGCAUACAUGUUUUCUGUUCUCCGUUGCUAUCUGGAGAAAUCAGUGCUACAGCCUAUCGCUGUGAGAAGAAAAUUCUACCUUAUAUUUGCAGGUGAAGAUUUUUCUAUUGAGAUUGUUAUAUACAAAAAGAUUUCAGUAAACUACAAAACAAAACAAGUGGUGGGGGGGUAAGGCAAGGGGUGCUUGCUGAGAUUGAAAGGACCAGUGCAUUAAUUUGAGGAAUUAAGCUAAUUGAACCUUGAUGAAUUUUUGCUUGUACUCGAAAUUCUUUAUUUUCUUUGUGUAGGACAGAAUGUUCACAUUAUAGCGGUUUAUCAUGUUUGAUUGUUUUUUAAGACUUACAAUUUUAACUUUCUAUACAUAAGAAACAUGACAUUUUUGAGUUUUGUAAUGGAGGAAGUAGGCAUUGUAAGAGAUGGAAGUGAUCCCAUAUGUAUGUGUACUUACGUUUGAAGAAAGUCUCCUUGAUUUCUGACCUUUUAGCUCCUGGUUGCUUAAUGUUUAAGAAUGCUAGCAGGCCUGGAUACCUCUGAGGGCAGUCCCUGUUGAGUAUCAUUAGUUUCUGUGUAUCCUUCUGCCAUCCUGUGAAUUUAAGUAAGUGCUCAUUUUCAGUCCUUGGAGGGGGAGAUAAUCUGAAGGCCAGGGAAUCAAGGUAUCAUUCUGAAAUUUUAGACAUACAUAAGAAAUUCUUACAUAGUUAGCAGUGAUUGCAUAAAAAAAAAGUUCUAAACAUUUAAAAAAUCUGGUUAUGAUCUAAUGACACUUUGAGUAGCUCUCUAAAGAGCAGGGCUUUCCUAGUGAUUUCAUAUUCUGAAACUGAAUUUGUAGGUUACCCUCAUUAUUUCAGAUUAACAUUUGGGUUGUCCUUGCAUCUGAAGAAUUUUGUCCAGUAUUCUCCAUUGAUAGACCUGUAGAUGGGAAAUACAAUGUGAUGGCAUUACGUUGUUGAAAGAAGUGUUAAAAUCUAACCAGUCACUAGACUUGAUUAGUUACAGUUGUGUAGCAAGGUGGCUUUAUGAGUUUGUGUUCAGUUUAUAUCAAUUCAGAUUUCAUAUUAUCGUGACUUAAAUUUAAAAAAGGAAACAUUCAAGACUUUUCGCUCUUCUGUGAUUUUUCACUUGGCACAAAAAAAUGGUUUCUAAGUGAUUUUGCCAAAAGGAAUACUUAGAUCCAAGUGACUCCACUUUAAAGCCAAAAGAAAAAUUCCAGGAGCAGUCCUUAAAGGAGUCAGAGGAACAUUGCUUAGUAUUUUCCUAAGCAAUUCCUACUUGUCAAUGAUAUAAUGUGUCUGUUACUAGAAUGCCCCCCUCAAUUUAAACAAAGAUACUUUCCCCUUAUACCUAAAGCUAAAUGAUUGAUAAUACAAGAUUAUUAGUCUUGAUUGACGAAGUCAUGGAUUAUUCUUAUACAGAAGUGCAUUACUUUUGUAAUUUAGUAAACCAUGUCUGUUUCAACUUAGGUUUCAACUUUUGAUCACACGUAACCCUAAUCUAAAUGCUCCCCAAAAUUUACUUGUGAAUUUUCAUUUUUAUAUUGUGAAUAUGCCAGUAAGUGCAUCAACUAUAAUGAAGUCUGUUAUCAGUUUUAAGAUCAGCUGAUGAUGAUAACUGAAAACGGAUAAAGGAAGAGUAAGAUAUAGGACCAAAAAAAAAGACUAUUUUAGAUGGCAGGCAUGAAUGUAUAUUUA